Messenger RNA from Rubroshorea leprosula, 1246 nucleotides. The record is from the annotation of a GenBank genome assembly. NCBI's taxonomy places the organism in Eukaryota, Viridiplantae, Streptophyta, Magnoliopsida, Malvales, Dipterocarpaceae.
GGUUGAUGAAACAAGACAGUAUGAGUGCUUGUGGGGGCUCACAUUUCUGUUUCUUCUCUCAUUCCCUUUUCAAUUAUUAAAAUUCAUUGUCUCUUUCCUGGACAAUCAUGUACAGAAUGGUUAGGAAGAGGAUAUUACGGUAUAUAUAAAUAGGUUAUCUAGGAAACCGGCGUUUGCUACCAUCCACCUUGUAGUCCUUUUCCCUUACAAUACAAGUUGAGUCUCUUCUUCUCUGUUUUUCUGCAUAGCCUUACUGAGUGGCGGCCAUGGAAACCUCCCAGCCUCUGUCAAUUGAAAGUUUUUCAUAUAGUUGGUUGGUGAACCUGAAACCAUCUUUAGAGAGCCUAGAUAGCUCCCAUAGGGUGUCUCUUGAUGCGUAUGAUGAAGCUUCAUUCAUUGAGAUGGACCCAAGAAUGCCAUCCUCUAGGAGAUUCUUUAGAAACUCUCUGGAUUUAAAGUUUGAUUUUCCCAUUUCACCAUCUCCUCUUACUGUUGUUCAUGCCGAUGAACUCUUUUCUAAUGGUUACUUGAUGCCUCUCUUUGUUGACCCCUUGAAAACUGAGGCAUAUGGGGACUCCGAUUCAACUUCAACCCUGCCUACCUCCUCAAAUGCGCCAAAACUCGUUCUCCCAGCAAGUAAACUGAAAUGUUCUUCUUUGAGAAGGUGUCAAAAAAUGUCAAAGCGAUUAUUUUCAAAGUACUUAGAUUUUCUCAGGCCAUUAUACCAAAGAAUACGAGGAAGCAAAUCAAGUGACAGAACCAAAGGUGGGGAUGCAAGAAUCCAGGUAAUGAAGAACCGUGUAUAUUCAACAGAUACAACUCCACGGAUAAGCGUAGCUUACUCUGCCGAUGAUUGGCGCAAGUCAUGUGAUUCAGAAAGCUCUAUUUAUGAGGCAGUUCUGCAUUGCAAGAGAUCCAUCGGAAAAUGAAUGGAGGAAGAUCAAUAACAAAUCCACAUGGGAGAGAAAUAAAAGGUGUCGAGAAGUUCAUCAUCUGUCACUUGUUCUUUGUCCCUUUCUUCUCUUCCUUUUGAGAAGAUAAUGUAAAUUUGUCCUGUAAGAAAGCUAUGCAGAUAAUUCCCCAUAUCACUUUGGCUUUUAGGGGGAAAAAGAUAUGUAUAUGAAGGCAUUGAAAUUUUGCUCUUGUAUUUUUCCUUGAUAGCAGAAAUACUUAAAACUUCAAGGAAUCCUCUCCCUUUUUUCCUGUAAAGUCUAAACUUAUUAUGAAAUGAAAAUCGAGGUCCUGU